This is a messenger RNA of Phaethon lepturus (White-tailed tropicbird), 3550 nucleotides long. RefSeq names its product UHRF1 binding protein 1-like (gene BLTP3B). The annotation marks the transcript as partial. NCBI's taxonomy places the organism in Eukaryota, Metazoa, Chordata, Aves, Phaethontiformes, Phaethontidae. The transcript has 15 exons. The record is from RefSeq and is a predicted model, not a curated record.
GUUCACCAAAAAUCUGUCACCUGACAAGAUCAACCUGAGCACAUUGAAGGGGGAAGGUCAGCUGACCAAUUUAGAACUGGAUCAAGAGGUGCUUCAGAACAUGCUGGACCUUCCAACAUGGCUUGCUAUAAACAAGGUCUUUUGCAAUAAAGCAUCCAUUAGGAUACCAUGGACAAAAUUGAAAACACAUCCCAUCUCUUUGUCCUUGGAUAAAGUUGUUAUGGAAAUGAGCACAUGUGAAGAGCCACGUGCCCCUAAUGGACCCUCUCCUAUAGCAACUGCAUCUGGACAGAGUGAAUAUGGCUUUGCUGAAAAAGUGGUGGAAGGCAUUUCAGUUUCUGUGAACUCCAUUAUAAUAAGGAUUGGCGCGAAAGCCUUUAAUGCUUCAUUUGAACUUUCCCAGCUGAGAAUAUAUAGUGUAAACGCAAACUGGGAACAUGCUGACCUCAGAUUUACCAGAAUACAGGAAGCUCAACGUGGAGAGGUUUUAACUUUUAAAGAAAUUAACUGGCAGAUGAUCAGAAUAGAAGCAGAUGCAAUCCAGAGUUCUAAGCAUGAAAUCAUGAGUGCUCCAGUUCGUCUGAUUACUAACCAAUCAAAAAUUAGGGUCACGCUUAAAAGACGGUUAAAGGACUGUAAUGUAGUGGCAUCAAAACUGGUUCUGAUUCUGGAUGAUUUGCUAUGGGUUUUGACUGAUUCCCAGCUGAAAGCCAUGGUACAGUAUGCCAAAUCUCUUAGUGAAGCCAUAGAAAAAUCAACAGAACAGAGAAAAAGCUUGGCUUCUGAAACAACACAGAGUUCUGCCCCUGCACCCAGCUGUCAGCAGGUGAAAGCGCACCAGACAACAGCAGCACCUGAUCAAAAUGAUGCAAUAGUAAAGUUGUUUAAUGAUUUUGAUGUUAAGGAGACUUCUCAUCACUUAGUAAUUUCACAUUUGGACCUACACAUAUGUGAUGAUAUCCAUUCUAAAGAAAAAGACUCAAAUAGACGUGUUACAGGAGGGGCCAUGCAGCUUUCCUUCAGCUAUUUAACAGUGGACUAUUAUCCAUUUCACAAAGCAGGAGACAGCUGCAAUCACUGGAUGCAUUAUAGUGAUGCCACUAAAACCAGAAGUGGAUGGGCCAAAGAAUUAUUAAAUGAAUUCAAAAGCAAUGUUGACUUGCUUAAGCAGGCUGUGAAGGACCAGGUCAUAGAUUCUCCUCCCAGAUCACCACCUGCUGUGUCUCCUCAGAACCUGCAAACAGGCAAGGAACAGAUACCGAAAGGAACAUCUAGGGCUUCCUCUGUAUCUUCCCAACAACCAAAGGGCAAACUGAUGUCUAGUCCUAUUGUGGUUAGACUUGCAGAUUUCAAUAUAUAUCAGGUUUCAACAGCAGACCAGUGUCGUUCUUCCCCUAAAGCUCUGAUCUCUUGCAAUAAAAAGUCACUUUAUCUUCCACCAGAAAUGCCAGCUAUUCAUAUUGAAUUCACUGAAUAUUACUACCCAGAUGGAAAGGACUUUCCUAUUCCAUGUCCAAAUUUGUAUGGCCAGCUGAAUGCUUUACAGUUCACCCUGGAUGAGAGAAGUAUUCUGUGGCUAAAUCAGUUUGUGUUGGAUUUGAAACAGAGUCUUAUUCAGUUCAUGGCCAUGUACAAGUUAAAUGACAACUCAAAAUCAGAUGAACAUGUUGAUGUUAGAGUUGAUGGACUAAUGUUAAAGUUCAUCAUCCCAUCUGAAAACAAUCCUGAAAUUCAUAAAGAUCAACCCCAUGCACUUUCCAUUCAAAGUUCAGAGAUGAUUGCUACGAAUACAAGAUACUCGCCAAACUGCAGACACUCUGAUCUAGAAGCUUUGUUUCAGAACUUCAAGGACUGUGAAUUUUUCAGUAGAACUUUCACCACCUUUCCUAAGUCCCAGAAGAAUUUUAAUCUUUUGCAUCCAAUCUUCCAGAGACAUGCUCAUGAACAAGAUACUAAAAUGCAUGAUGUUUAUAAAGGUUAUAUCAUCCCAAAAUUGAAUAGAUACGCAUUAAAGACAUCUGCAGCUACGGAUGUUUGGGCCUUGCAUUUUUCUCAGUUUUGGAUAGAUUAUGAAGGAAUGAAAAGUGGGAAAGGACGACCAAUAAGCUUUGUAGACUCAUUCCCACUUUCACUUUGGAUUUGCCAGCCAGUAAGAUUUGCAAAGUCACAAAAAGAGCUUUUAUCACAUAAUCGGACAGCUUUGAACAUUCCAAAAAGUGAAUCUGGCGAUCUUGCUAAUAGACUGCAACGUAAAAAACUUCUAAAGGAAUAUUACAGCAGUGGGAUGGAGCCAUUGACCAAUGGCAUUCAAAUGUCAGACACUUCAGGAGUGCUUUCUGAAAGCUAUUCCUCUGAUGCAGAUGUACAUGUUCUUGUCCAUGUUCAAAAACAUGUAAGCCUGCAGAUCAAUCAUUACCAGUAUCUUUUUUUGCUGUUUCUCCAUGAAUCUCUCGUAUUGCUCCUGGAAAACUUAAGGAAUGAUGUAGAAGCAGUGACAGGAAAACCUGCAAAGCAAACAGAUGUCUGCAUUGGGAUCCUACUGAAAAGUGCAGAAGUAGCCUUACUACUCCAUCCGGUGACUCAGGGAGACCCUUGUAAGUCUCCGGUUGUGGAAGAAGGAAGUCCCAUGGCACCAGAACUCUCCCCUUUGGGAAAUGGGGAAGCUCUUCCUUCAGAGAAUAAAUUAGUUGGCGAUAAGAUGAUGCAAGCUGGUAUUACUAAUUUUGAUUAUGUAAAUGACUGCAAGCCUCUGAAUGCUGAAGUUAAUAAAGAAAUUUUAACAGAUCCUCUUUUGCUUAAAUCAGACAGUAUUACAGAUUUUCAGAAAGGAACGUCAUUUUCAGAUGAUGCAUCAGAUAAAGGUUUGGGAGAUACGAGUGAAGGAGGAAGCAGUGGACUUUUUAGCAGAAGUGAUUCAGAGGAGGUCUGUGGACCUCUAAGUGAGAAAAGUAGUUUGCAUCCUAGGGAUUCAGCAUCCAUUUUAAAUAAGAGAGAAGACUCUACUGAAUUGUUCAUUGAUAAAGAGGAUGACAAAAACAUGUUCUCAAAUAAGUUAAAUGAACAGGAAGGCACAAAUGAAGGCUGUCCUAACCAAGUCACUGACUUGGAAACAGAAACUGCCUUAGAAUCUGAAGAGCUUGAAAUCAACAAAGUGACUUCAGUUAGAAUGUUUGCAUCUCAGCCUUCAUCAAGUGCAAAGCCUAAGGAACGCUGCCCGUCCAACCUCCCUGCAUUCUCUGUUUCUUACAAGAAUAUGAAGAGAAGUCCAUCACAAGUUUCUCUGGAUACCAUCUCUAUUGAUAGUAUGAUGCUAGAGGAUCAUUUGGUCGAGAGUGAUGGAAGUGACAGCCAAAGCUUUCUCGAGAAAGGUAUUACAGCCAGAAACUAUCAAAGCCCAUCAGAAAAUGCCCAUGACAGAGGCACAGUGAUUGAAAACUGUGAUGGGUCGUCUCCAGAUGCCAUGAGCGCUGCUUCAGAGAAUGCCCAUGAGACUAGUGAAGAAAUGGUAAUAUUAUUGAAUUCCAUUAGAAUACAUGCUUCAGGAAAUUAA